CCAAACUGAGAUCCAUCUUCCAGUUUGUGUGGUCCUUUUCAGCAUCUUCAUCAUCAGCAUCGUUUUCAUCUGGAUGAUGUUCUUCAUAUUGCAGUAUAAGGACCAUCAGCAUAAGAGCAUCAGAAGAACUUAAGUCAUUCUCUCACUAGAAUAUACUGUCUUUCAUUUUUUUUUACUGUAUGCUUUAAUGCAUAUGUUAAAUACAUAACUCAUGUGGUAUGAUGUAUAAUAAACCGCAAAUAUGCUUACUUCUUUGUUGUCUGUGUAAUUAGCAUCACUAAACAAAAAAUAUUUAGAUAUUUUGAUUUUGAUUUUUUUUAAAUAUAUGAAAUGAAAGCUGAAUGUGUCAUAUGACUUGGUUCUGUACAUACAUAAUGUUCAUUAGGGUUGCUCUCCCUCAUUCGCCCUUAAAAGAAUAGUCCACUCAGAAAAUGUAACAUCAUUUAUCAGAUUGUGGGUGGAUCUAUGGACAGGAAGUUCAUUACUCAAAAUGUGGGUAUUUGUGUACCAGUGUCACACACCAAGUACAGCUCUUUAAGUGUUCAGUCGACAUGUUUUUAGUACGGAUUACAAACUGCCUUUUAUUUUUUACUUUAACUUAUUUCCCAAAUACAGAUGCAGAGAAUGAUUUCAGAGCAGUUGAAGGAGAAACUGUCAGUCUGCCGUGCCACUCACCCCCUAAUGACAAUGUACAAGUUUCUGUAGUGUGGACAAAACACAAUGCAAGCAGCACAAGUAUUUGUAAAUGGUUUAUUUCUAACAAUGUUGGAUCUAUCACUGGAAACUGUGUUCCUCGUUUCAAACUCAACAAGAAGUCUUUUACACUAAGUAUAGAAUAUGUUCAGCUCAGUGACUCGGGUACUUACAGCUGUAAAAUAACAAGAGUUAUUCCACCACCAUCAACAGACUAUAGCACAAAUGUGACACUCCAAGUUGCAGCUCGUCCACAUCUGUCUCUGCUGACACUGAACAGCAGUAAUGACAGCUGUAUCCAUCUGCUCUGCUCUAUGGAGGGUCUGACGUCUGAGCUGGUGAACUUCACCUGGAGCAGAGACGGUCAUGGGUCACUUCAUCCAUUCACAUCUAAUGCCACGAACAGUGAGCUGCGUCUGUGUAAACCUGACUGGAGUGAUGGAGACACAAUCACCUGUUACGCCAGCUACUCGAGCACACGAACCCAAAGAAGCAUACAACUCACUUCACAGAAAGAAUUCGAACAGAACUUUCCAGUUGUUUCCGUGGCCAUUUUCAGCUCCUUCUUCAUCUGCAUUGCUUUCAUCUGGAUACUGUUCUGCAUAUCCAAACAUAAGACCUCCAACUGAUCUGCGUGUGAUUUGUGUAGAUUCCCUAGUCCAGUUUUAAUUUGGUUUGACCGUGAAAUAAAUUAAGUGUCUGUAAAAGACUUGUGUCAUCCUGCAGAGUCUGACCUGCUGCCCUGGACCACCAGCAUGAGAGCUUUAGAAGAGGAAACACGCUGUAAUAGGUUUAAAAAAUAUAUUUUUAUUAUACUUUGGACUACGCUUUCUUGAAAAUGGCUGUUUAUUUGUUUGUUUAGCAGAACUUUAAUGUA
Molecule: messenger RNA, 1570 nt
Organism: Carassius auratus (goldfish)
Lineage: Eukaryota; Metazoa; Chordata; Actinopteri; Cypriniformes; Cyprinidae
Exons: 5
Coding region: 552-1322 (256 amino acids)
Cellular component (GO): membrane
Source: RefSeq, a predicted model, not a curated record